Struthio camelus australis is the source of this 1714-nucleotide messenger RNA. Lineage: Eukaryota; Metazoa; Chordata; Aves; Struthioniformes; Struthionidae. The record is from RefSeq and is a predicted model, not a curated record.
AUGGCAGGUCGCGUCUGCGGGCCCUGGGUUCCAGCUGCUUCUCGAGAACCAGGAAGGCGGGCUGCGGCCAGGCCGCCGCGCUGUCUGCAGCUGGGGCCAGGACGCGCGUCUGCAGGGAAGCUCAGGAGGUAUGUUGCUGGAGGACAGUGUAAGUCAACAGCUAAGCUAGAUGGGAAGGUGGUGAUAAUCACAGGAGCCAACACAGGCAUUGGGAAGGAGACAGCCAGAGAUCUUGCACGAAGAGGUGCGAGGGUGAUUGUUGCCUGCAGAGACAUAGCAAAGGGAGACGCUGCAGCCAGUGAAAUCCGAGCUGAAACGGGGAACCAGCAGGUCAUUGUGAAAAAACUGGACUUGGCUGAUACAAAGUCCAUCCGGGAGUUUGCUGAGAACUUUCUAGCAGAGGAGAAGGAACUCCAUAUCCUCAUUAACAAUGCUGGGGUAAUGUUAUGCCCUUACUCCAAGACAGCUGAUGGCUUUGAGAUGCACCUGGGAGUCAAUCACCUCGGUCACUUUCUCUUGACCUUCCUAUUGCUGGAGCGUCUGAAGCAGUCUGCCCCGGCCCGCAUAGUGAAUGUGUCCUCACUAGCUCAUCACGGAGGCCGAAUCCGCUUCCAUGACCUCCAUGGUGAGAAGAGCUACAAUCGCGGCCUUGCCUACUGUCACAGCAAACUGGCUAAUGUGCUCUUCACGCGGGAGUUGGCGAGGCGGCUGCAAGGUACUAAAGUUACAGCAAACUCUCUCCACCCUGGCUCUGUCCGUUCUGAACUGGUCCGGCACUCGUUUGUAAUGACAUGGUUGUGGAAGAUGUUCUCAUUUUUCUUGAAGACGCCUUGGGAGGGAGCUCAGACUAGCGUGUACUGUGCAGUAGCAGAGGAGCUAGACUCUGUGACAGGACAGUAUUUCAGUGAUUGCCAGCCAGCAUAUGUAUCUCCACGAGGGCGGGAUGAUGACACAGCAAAGAAGCUCUGGAGUGUGAGCUGUGAGCUCCUAGGCAUCCAGUGGGACUGAACAGUACAGACCUCAAGCAUGCAAGCGGCUGACUGUGGUGAUGCCUUUCCUGGGAAGAGCACUGCUGAGAGACCUCAAGACAAGAGCUUUGGCACUUCCAGAUGCCCUCAUGAUGGUUCAGUGGACACAAUCUAAUAUGAAUUUCUGGAAUAUUAUAAGGAGUGAGAUUAGUAAGCAGCCAGUCCCCUUUCCUAGCUGGAGACUUAGAGCACAAAUGCAGCUAUUAACUGAUAUUUACUUGAUAUUCCACAGCCAGGUGCUAACUGUGCUCUGGCUCUAGAAUAGAAGUGAGGGGCUUGCAGUCUUCUGUCUAGAUUAUGAAGCAAUGAAGACCUCCCUUUAUUGAUUUUUUUCCCCCCCUAUUGCAGUAGUAAUAAAUCCUAAAUUUAUGCUCUAAGGUUAUUUUCAGUUUCUAGUAUUUGACCUGGCAGAGUAGGAGGAGUACUUUUUAGAGUAUUAAGGUUUAUGGCAAUUACAUGUAAUACAAAUACUCUCUAGCACACAGAAACAGGUGUUGGCCUUUUUGUGCCAAGCAUUAAAGUUUUCAGCUGGAAUUAAGUAUUGUUCCAUAUAUGCUCUGUAAGAAGUUGGGCCAUAGCUACUGAAGCACCUUGUCCCCAAAUAACCAUUGAUUAGAGUAAGUAAACUAAGUGUCUGUAUAUUUUUGAGGACCCAGGUCUCAAUGCAGUUGACUGGGAGGUUAAAU